UACAUGUACAUGGAUUGCAUAAUCGCAAAUAGCUUUAGAAUUGUUUUCUUCUACCCAAGUCAAAUUUGGACUCAGUCAGUCUUUAAAUUUAUUCUGUAUUGAUCAGUCUGAAAAUGUUGUCAAAAAUACUUUGUGUAAUCCUUGUGAUGAAUCCAUUCUUAUCGUUCUCUAACGCAACUCUAAUUCCCAAACGUAAUGAAACAAACUUACUUCAAUCAACAAUAAAUAAUCAACUGUCCGAAUUGAGAGCGAACCUAGAACGACAAAUAAAAGAUGCACUUGAUAUGAAGCCGGACAUUGGAUUUCUAAAAACGGUUACUCAAUUUCUAACAGGGAACAUUGAAUCUCUACGAGCUCAACUGGAGAAGCAGAAGAUUGAUGGAGCUAAUAAGGAAUCUGUUAUUCAACAACUUAGAGCCGAUUUUCAGUCUCUAAGUGCCGAACUAGAGAAGCAGAAGAAUGAUGGAGUUAAUAAGGAAUCUGUUAUUCAACAACUUAGAGCCGAUUUUCAGUCUCUAAGUGCCGAACUGGAGAAGCAGAAACCGGAGUUAGUUCAAUUGAAACAAGACGGCACUAACAGGCAGGUGGAAAUUCAACUUCUAAAGGCGAUGAUGGAACAACAGCAGAAAUUCGAAGUGGACAACCAAUCUCUCCGCGCGGAAAUCGAACGGCAAAGAGAGAUAUUGGAUAAAUACAAUACGUGGCUUAAUAUAUCCACUUGCUCCGAGGCUAAAUUUAGUGGGAUCUACGAAACACAAGUAUCCAACUUUAGUAGUCAACCCUUUAAAGUAGCCUGCGAUGCCUUAACUCAUGGAGGAGGAUGGACUGUUAUCCUUAAAAGGAUGGAUGGCAGUGUCAACUUUUAUCGAAAUUGGACUGAGUACAAAACUGGAUUUGGGGAUCUGGAUGGAGAAUUCUUCUUAGGUUUGGAUAAAAUACACGCACUAACUGAAGCGAGAAAACAGGAGCUUCUUGUAGUGCUUGAGGAUUUCGAGGGAGUUGAAGCAUUCGAGUCGUAUGAUGCCUUCGCAAUUGGCAACGAGGAUCAACAAUAUGUAUUACACACCCUGGGAAAAGCCAAUGGAACUGCAGGAGAUGCACUCAAUAAUCAACGUGGCAUGAAGUUUUCAACAUUUGAUCGGAAAAAUGACGAGUCUGAUUCGACAGGCUGCGCUAUAGUCUUCACUGGUGCCUGGUGGUACAAAAAUUGUCACGACAGCAAUUUGGCCGGGAAAUAUAAGGAUAACACCUAUGGAAAGGGCGUCAUUUGGCAGCAAUUUCGGGGUAACCAGUACUCCCUGAAAAAAGCCGUGAUGUUAAUACGGCCAGCAAAGUGAAUACUCAGCCUCUACUCUAUCAAGACCGAUCCAGCCAACUCGUUGUAUCGUAAAAUGCAUAUUUGUAAUAUUGUUAAAAUGUAUUUCCAUUUUGUAUGUGCUUAAAUAUCUAUGUUUAUUAGUGCAAAUAAGUGUAAGGAGCACUUACGACAGUUUAAAAAUACAUAUAAUAAAAAUAUUAUUAUUAUAAUUUUAGCAAAACCAA
This is a messenger RNA of Drosophila innubila, 1542 nucleotides long. Its product is annotated as fibrinogen C domain-containing protein 1-like. The transcript is spliced from 4 exons. Lineage: Eukaryota; Metazoa; Arthropoda; Insecta; Diptera; Drosophilidae. The record is from RefSeq and is a predicted model, not a curated record. Bases 114 to 1337 code for a protein of 407 amino acids.